Peronospora farinosa is the source of this 966-nucleotide messenger RNA. NCBI's taxonomy places the organism in Eukaryota, Oomycota, Peronosporomycetes, Peronosporales, Peronosporaceae. The record is from the annotation of a GenBank genome assembly.
AUGCUGAUUGUAACCACGCUUAUUGCAUGGUCAGCUGCGAGCGUGGCUUCCGCGAUGCUUAAGGAUGCCAUGCCCAGCACCUACGACUAUACUACAUCGAAUAACACUUACACUCUCCGCUACACUGUAGCCUCAAUCUCAAACGCGGACAUGGCAUCGAAUUACUCUGAUGACAAGCCCGGAGAGAGAACCCUAGAUAUAAACCAAAUUUUUUUUGAAGGGAUGAAAUUAAUUAAAAAGCGUCAGAAGCUCAAAGAAAUUAGGAAAGUCCAGGAUGGUACUGUUAUGUUAGCCAGAAACCGCAACAUCUUCCUCAAACAUCUUUUUCUUAAUUGGAAGAAAAAAGUCAAGAAGGUAUUACCAAACGUGGAAAAUAGGGCGAUAAUCGGAAUGUUGACACAUCAUUUCGAGAGCGAUCAUGCUCUCGCCAGUGCUUUAGUGCAGGGAAAGGGAGAGAUCGCUGAAGAACUGAAAAACAUGCAGGUCGAAACGUGGGUGAAAAACGAGGAAAAUGAGGAAGGGGUAUUUGAGCUUUUGCAGCUUGACAAGACGAAUCCUUUUCAAGACCCAAUCGCUUCCCAGUGGUUCAACUUUAUCGAGAAAAAGUAUAAUUCCCCGGAAGAGCCAUAUAAGGUGCUUGACAUAGUGUUGUCUUAUUUCAAAACGGGGAUGAAUGGUCUGAUGGGUGCGCUAGUGGGUGCUAUAGAUGCCCCUAGUACGAAAAUAAUUGUCCAGAAGUUACUAGACCUUCAAUUCAAGAAGUGGAGAGAAGAAGGAAAAGAUGCGGCCGACGUUUAUAAAAUUUUGAAUCUCCACCAGAUAGAGAAACCCUUUGAUAGUCCGGUCUUGCGCGCGUGGAUCUACUUCAUCAAAUUGACACCCCUGAAUCCGGAUAAUACAGCUAAGACGGGGCUCUCCGUCCUUAAACUUGUUUACAACGAAAAUCUGGACCAAGUUUUACCUUAG